Molecule: messenger RNA, 3526 nt
Organism: Ylistrum balloti
Lineage: Eukaryota; Metazoa; Mollusca; Bivalvia; Pectinida; Pectinidae
Product: SWI/SNF-related matrix-associated actin-dependent regulator of chromatin subfamily E member 1-like
Exons: 17
Coding region: 105-2063 (652 amino acids)
Biological process (GO): negative regulation of DNA-templated transcription
Cellular component (GO): SWI/SNF complex
Molecular function (GO): nuclear receptor binding; nucleosomal DNA binding
Source: RefSeq, a predicted model, not a curated record
UUCGACAAGGUGGUGCUUUGUUCAAUCCCUCGACUAUGAAGUCUCGUUAUUUAUCAACGUAAAGUUUUAAGCAUUUAAAUUGGGGUAUACUUUCCUGUGGCAAGAUGGCACUGCCGAUGUACAGAGGUUCCCCCCACCCACCUCCAGUAACUCCUCGAUCUCGGUCAAGUUAUGACAAAUCGGUAAGCAGCAUGGCCAUGUCCAAGAGCUCCAGUGCUAGUCCUUUUGUGUCCUCAUCUCAUGGACACCCGUCCUUUAAUCCCGUCAAAGUCAGCUUCAGUAGCAGCAAGACUGCAGGAGGAGGAGAUUCCAAAGUACCAAAGCCACCCAAACCUCCAGAUAAACCUCUGAUGCCCUACAUGAGGUACAGCAGGAAGGUUUGGGACCAAGUCAAAGGAGCUAACCCAGACCUGAAACUUUGGGAAAUUGGCAAAAUUAUUGGUCAGAUGUGGCGUGAUUUACCUGAAGCUGACAAGCAGGAGUUCAUGGAUGAGUAUGAGGCAGAAAAGGUCCAGUACAGUGAACUGAUGAAGGCCUACCACAAUUCUCCAGCUUAUCAGGCCUGGGUAGCAGCAAAGGGCAAAGGAAAAGCUGCCGCUGCUGCUGCUGCAGUUGUUGCCGAUACAUCAAUGGAUGAUGAAGAGCAGCAACAAAUUCCCCAAAGGACCCCGAGAGGUCAACAGAAUUCUAAAAUGGAUACACAGGGGAGGAUAAGCAUCCAGCAGGCAGAUGAUGAUGAUGAUGCUGAUGAUGGCUUUCUUAUUAAACACAUAGCACACUCACGCUAUGUUCGCAAUCAUAGACUCAUUAACGAGAUAUUUAGUGAAACAGUUGUGCCUGAUGUACGGACAGUUGUUACGACAACACGUAUGGGAGUGUUGAAGCGUCAAGUCCAAUCUCUCACAAUGCAUCAGAAAAAAUUGGAAACUGAACUACAGCAGAUCGAAGAAAGGCAUGAAAAUAAAAAGAGAAAAUUUCAAGAGGGCAGUGAACAGUUUCAAGAUGAUCUUCAAAAGUUAUGUGAGGAUAAACCCCAGGUGACAGAGGAGAUGUUCAAUAACAUGGUGGCUGUGGCACGGGAGGACCUGAAAGUACGGCACCAGCAAUACCUACAGCAGCAAGAAGAGGAGAGGAAAAAGGCGGCAGAGCUGGCUGAAACCAUGAAGGAGGAAGGUGAAAAUCAGCCAGAUGAUAACAAAAAUGUCAUCAAAAGUGAGGGGAAAACUGGUGUUGAACAAAUGGAUGUUGGUGAGGCUGUUGUGGAUUCGACAACCACAGAGCUGACAGUCAUUGAUAAACCCACCCUGGCUGAGCCUGCUAAAGAUACAGACCUGGACACAUGUAAUUCCCUGGAUGGACCUGGCUUAGAGGAAGGCAGUACCCUGGAGGACUUGGGGGUCAACAGACGAGAAUUGGAUAGUCCUGAUUCCCAAAAAACAGAAGACCUGUCUCAAGAUGGCAUGCCUAUGAGUAUGAUGCUGGAUGCCCCAGGAGAUGAAGGACUGUACUCCCCGGAGUCUCAGGGCUCUUCUCCUGAUCAUACCCCAGAAAAAGGUGACAGUCCUGAGUCACAGGGUGAGACUACACCAGAAAAACCCACAAAGGUACGAAGAAAGAAGGACCGUAGUGACAAGGGAGAGAAACAAGACAGUCCUGCUGGGGAACGAGGAGCUGGUCCGCGUCGUUACCCGUGCGACAUCUGUGGGAAGGCGUUUAAGCACAAACACCAUAUGACUGAGCACAAACGUCUGCACACCGGCGAGAAACCGUUCAGAUGUGGGCGCUGUGGCAAGCGCUUCUCCCACUCAGGCUCCUACAGUCAGCAUAUGAACCACCGACUGUGUAAAACAAACAGCAACAAUGAUGAUGACAUGGAUGAACAACAUUCACCUGGAGUUGGCUCCCCUGCCCCUUACUCUGAUAUUGAGAAGAUUGAAAAGCCUGAUAAGCCCAAGAAGAAAUCUAAAGCCAAAGACAAGGAAGUGGUAGUAGAAAAUAAUAAUGGUGAUCUGACUGAGGAGGCGGAUAAGGCAGGGGACAAUCUAGAGCAUGAGGAAUCCUGAGUAGUCUUGUGGCUACAGAUUGUGUUGUAAUGGUGUAAAUGUUAAUCACAAACAUUAUGCUGUCCUUUGUCACAAAUGUAAGGAUAGACCCUUCUGUAAUUGUGACGUGGCUAGCCUUAUCAAAAGGACUCCACGGAGACCAGUCCUUUUAGUGGACCAAUGAGGCUAAUGCUUACAGAAAACCAAUGAUGUUUGUCCUAAGAAGACCAGCAAGGUAUCCUUACAUAGAACCAAUGAAGCCAGCUUUUUAUUGGGACUUUGAGACUAGUCAUAAAUUUGGACUGCCAGAAUGUGCGUGCAUAUUAGUAGAGAUGUUGAGACUAAGUAAAUGAGGUUUGACACAGGAGAGCUGCUGUCUGAUGAAUUCUUUUCCCAUGGUGCUGUUCCUGAGGAUUUGAGGUGGACUAUAUAUGUGUAUGAUGGAUGUGGAUACGAUGAUCUUCUGGUUCUGUAUAGGUGUACUCUUUUCCCUAGAUAUCAGCUGAACAAACACCCGUGAGGAUCAUAUUGAACAGCUUUUUAUUGUUAUAUGUUAUUAACUGAUUUAUAAAAAGAAUUGCCCUAUAGGCAAUUGGAAGUUUUCUACUUCUGUUCCAUCUUAUCCUAAUACAAAGUUAUCUCAUUACCAUCAGAGAUGUAGAAAAACCCAAACAAUUUUCAUUUGCAAACUAAUGAUGAAACAUUCAAUACCUGCUCUCAAGGGCAGAUAAUUCAGAAUUACAAAGACAGAUAGCAUAGGUAUAAUUACAAUCUGGACAGAAUCUUGGAAUACUUUCAUGAAAUACAUUUAGAAUCUCAAGAAUGUACACAAUGUACCAGUCAGGUAUAUGUUAGAGUAAAAUUGUGUAUACAAUGUGUUGUCAUAAUCUUGAUGUUUGUUGUGUAUUUGUGUUGAUAUGUAACUAGUACACUACUUCAAUCAGAAGCUGAUAUUUGUAAUGAUAGCAGUAUAAGUUGUUUUCGUAAACUUAUGGGGUGGCCUCAAUUUUGUGCAUUUUCCACUGCAUUUUCAGACUUGUGCGAAUUCAUUUGGUGUUUUAGUAAUCCUCACAGGAUGGCAUGAUCAUGUGUAAUACAUUUAGAAGUUCUCAAUUCAGUUAAAUGUGAAUAUUUUGUUUUCUUGGAAUUUCAAAAGCAGAAGGCAAUAUGAAUUUCAGACCAUUUUGUUCAAUUCACUACAUGAUGAUUGUUUGUUGUCUUUAGAAAGUCUUAUUUCAAUAUUCAAAUUGGAUGUUUUCGAUCUUAGAGCAAGGGAAUUGUCUGGUCACAGUGAUGAGGAAAAAUUAAUAAGGAUAUGUUACAUUUUAAUUCUUGGUUGAGAUUUUUCUAUAUACAUUGUAUUAGAUGAUAGGGAAGAUGGUACAUUUUAAUUCUUGGUUGAGAUUUUUCUGUAUACAUUGUAUUAGAUGAUAGGGAAGAUGAAAGCUUAUUUCAGCUGUGAAAUAAAACAAUGAAUUUAUGAA